Messenger RNA from Frieseomelitta varia, 1876 nucleotides. RefSeq names its product DNA ligase 1 (gene uri). The record is from RefSeq and is a predicted model, not a curated record. Lineage: Eukaryota; Metazoa; Arthropoda; Insecta; Hymenoptera; Apidae. The transcript is spliced from 6 exons. Gene Ontology annotation, biological process: negative regulation of phosphatase activity; negative regulation of transcription by RNA polymerase II. Bases 502 to 1827 code for a protein of 441 amino acids. Gene Ontology annotation, molecular function: transcription corepressor activity; phosphatase inhibitor activity; chromatin binding.
CUAUGAAAGAAGAGAAUUAGCUUCCUUACUUUUCGAUAAAAAAAAAUUAAUAAUAAAAUUACGAAAAAACCAAGUUAUCUUCUACAAUUAGAUUAUUACAAUGAUUAAUAUCCCGUAAUAUCGGGAUUAAUUAACGAUCUUCAUACUACGUUACUGUGAUGACAUCUUCGUGAUCACGGUGUCACAGAGGUUUUUUUCUUUAGGUUAUGUUCGAAGAAUGAGAACAAUUUAAAGAAUAUUUACAAAAUAACGAAAUUAUGAGAAUGGAUCAAAAUUAAAAUAUGACUAUAUUAAAUGAUUUAGAUCAUGAGGCUGUAUAUUUUGUAUGAUCUAUCGAGUUAUAAUGAUUUCAAAAUAUUAAUAAUUGUCGUAUGUUCGUACAGUAGGAAAAUGAAUAGUACUAUGUUUAGUACUAUGUCACAUUGUAAUAGUGCUGUGUUACAAUAAAGAUUUUUGGUUAUUUUUCUUUGGCUUUGAGAUAUAUUGUUAUCUAUUUCGACGAUGAACUCCGAGGACGAUACGCAAAAAGUUCAACGUGCACUUCUGGACGAAGCCCUGACGAAGGGAAUCCAACAAAACGAGCAGCAGUGCAAAAUAUGGACAGAUUAUAAGAAGGGUCAUCAGAAAGUUGCAGAGACACUACAGAUUUUUCAAAAAGACUUGUACGUGAAUUGUAUGGUACCAAUUGGGAAACGUGCACUGAUGAAAGGCAAAUUGAUUCAUACGAAUGAAAUACUUGCGUGCCUGGGUGAUGAAUAUUUCGCAAAGUAUAGUGCAUCAGGUGCAGCAGCUCUUUGUGAAAGAAGAAUACAAAGAGCUGAUGAAAUGUUAAAAAAAUUAAGUGCCGAAAGGGAUUUGUAUGAAAGUAAAAUGAUGAUGAUAGAAAACAAUAUUUUUGAGGACUAUGUUGGCAGAGAAAUUGUGGAACAUUGGAAUGAAGAUCAAAUUGUGGAAUGGAAGAAAAAACACAGAGAAAAAGAAAGAGAAUAUCAUCAGAAAUUAGCUAAAGUUAGGCAGGAAAAAAAUAAAAAAAUGGAAACUGAAGAAGAUUUAUUUAACAGGCUUGAUCAGCUUGAAAUUGAAGAAGAAUUAGCAGAAUUUAAUAGAUUAAAAGAUGAAAAAUAUGAACUUUUUAAUGAAAAUGAAUUGGAAGAAGGAGAAUGUUACUAUGAAUCAGAAAAUUCUUUUGAGAGUGAAGGAGAAGAAGAAGGAAAAGAAAGAGAAGAAACAAAAAAAGAAGAUUCUAAGGAAGAUAAUAAAGAAGUUCGUGGAAUAAAUCAGCUCAAAGUCGAAACUCAGAAAGUUAAAAAAUUGGUUUCGUUUGCAGAACCGGAAGAUAUUUUGAAUAAAGAAAAGGAAAAUUUAAUAAAAGAAAAAGAGAAAAGUAGUAAAAAUGUGGUAGAUUCAGAAGACGAUAUCCUUCGGAUAGAAUUCAAUUAUUCCAAAAAUAAAUCAGUUACGAAGUCAGAUGGAAAUUCGAUAGAAACGCCUGCAGAUAUUUACAGAUUAUUUUCAAAACCUAAAUCUAUCUUAAAAAGAUCACCAAAUGAUUUGAAUCCAGAACAAGCAACUCCAAUAGAGUAUAGUACAGAAGAAGAAGAAGAAGAGGAAGAAGAGGAAGAAGAAGAUGAUGAUGAUGAUGAUGAUGAUGAUGAUGAUGAUAAUGACGAGGACGCUGUUAAACUAUCAACUUAUGAAAUUGUAGUGAAAGAUAUCAAAGAGAAAAACACAGAAGAAGUUAUAAAGGAAGUUUUGGAAAAGAAGCAAGAGAGUAAAGAUACUAGGCCUAUUAGUAAAUUUAAAAAAGAUCGUCACUUAAGACUGUAAUGAAUAUAAAUAUGUUGCUGGCACGUUUUCAAUAAAAAAGUUUUGUAAU